Messenger RNA from Loxodonta africana (African savanna elephant), 9343 nucleotides. RefSeq names its product myosin XVB (gene MYO15B). Gene Ontology annotation, molecular function: ATP binding; cytoskeletal motor activity; protein binding. Gene Ontology annotation, cellular component: myosin complex; cytoskeleton. NCBI's taxonomy places the organism in Eukaryota, Metazoa, Chordata, Mammalia, Proboscidea, Elephantidae. The record is from RefSeq and is a predicted model, not a curated record.
AUGGGCGGGAGCAAGGGCAAAGUGACCCGGCGCGCAGCGGGAUCCCGGAGGCCGGCGGCGGGGGAGCAGGAGUCCGAGUCGGCCAGCACGGACGGCGCGCCGGUCCUUGACCGCCAACUGGGCCGCGAGGCCCGCAGGGCGAGACCCGCUUUGGAGCCCGUAGCAGCCGCUGGAGGUCGGGAAACCCCUGGUAGCUACAGGAAGCCCUCGGCAGAUGGGAACAGCGGCUACGGAGGGCAAGGGGCCGGGCAGCGGCCGGAGUCCCGGGGGAGGCGAGGUAGCGGGCGGCGUCGGGGACGCGGCCCCAAGAAGAACCACGAGCCCGGGGACGGCCGAGGGGGGCGCGUGGAGGAAAGCCUCCCGAGACAAGGGCGGCCGGGCGAGCACGCUCUUCGCAGGAGGAAAGGAAGAGGGCAGGGAUCCUUGACCCGUCGGGGCCGCUCCAAGUCCCGGAGCCUCGAUGGGGACACUUCGGGCGGGGACAGGGGCAGCUCCUGCCUGGACAGCGAAGCCCGCAAGGCCUCGGAGAGCGGCAGCCAGAGCGGCGGGGCCCCGCUGCUGCGGCCCAAGUCGGAGACACCGGACACGGGCUCGGAGGAGACAGGAACUGGGCUGGAGUCAGUGCCGGAGUCGGGGGAGCGCCGGAGCACCGCCGAGCCGCCAGCCGAACCCCCGAGCCGGGAAGGGUCUUCGGAGGUGGGGCCCCGGGGAGCGAGGGAGGAUUUGGGGACAGCGACAGACCCAAGUCUGGAGCGGCCCAGGCCCGGACGCGGCCGCCGGGCAGCCCCGGGGACAGCGAGCCGGGGCCCUGAGGACGAAGCGGCCGCGCCCGGCGGCAGGACCCCGAACUCCAACAACCUCGUCAGCAGCCGUGCUCGCGCCCCCCGGAGCUCGGGGGCUCCUCGGGACAGCAGGCCGGCCCGGGGCGCGAGUGACCAUGGGGUGCAGCCCGAGGGCGAGUCACCAGGCGCCGAGCCCGGAGAAACCCCCCGAGAGAGGCGCCAGGUGGGGAAGGUGCAGCUGGCGGCUGGCGAGAGCGCGGCGGAGGCUGGACGGGGAGACACGCCCGGGGACCUGACGCCGCUGGCCACCCUCAUGGCGCUCCGCAGGCUCGGCGCGAGGCCCCCGCCAGGCCCUGCUCCCCAGGCCGCCGGCCCUCGCCGCGCAGGACUCAAGGAGCGGCUCCUGAGCGUGGUGCACGCCCUGGGCCUGCUGCGGUGGCUGCGGUGGCGGACCCGGCCGCCAGAGAGCGAGGGACGGGGAAGGGGGCCGCGGACAGGAAAGGGGUGGAGGCGGGCGAGGGGCCGGGGGCGAGCGAGGGGCCCUGGGCGGGGCCGGGGGCGGGCGAGGGGCCCUGGGCGGGGCCGGGGGCGGGCGAGGGGCAGGCGGGGGGCGAGGGGCCGGGCGUGGGGCCGAGGGCGCAAGGGGUGGAGCCGCGAGCCUGGCCUGCGGCGCCGUCUAGCACUGCGUCUGGCUGGCUUCUCGGGUCUGGGGGGGCGGCUGAGGGCUCCCCCUGGCGGCAACCAGAGCUUCCCGCAAGCCUCGAAGAGCCCCGCCCCCGACGACCCCUCGGACGAGGAGAUCCCGGGUGGUGACCCCAAGUUCGCGGUCGUGUUCCCCAGAAUCCACAGGGCAAGGAGGGCGUCGAGCACCCGGAGCUCAAGGGAAGCGGCCGCGGGCGCCCUCAACGCGGAGGGACGCCUUUGGCCUCGUGCAGAGGCUGCGCCGAACAGUGAGGGGCCCAGGGUGAGUGGGCAAGGGGCUGCCGGGCCCCACCGCGGCUCCCUCCUCGCCCCGACUCCCCCCGAUGAAUCCCCGCUCGACGAGAGCGGCUCCAGCAGCGAGGCGGAGCCCGGGGCCUUGGAAGCCGAGGCCCCGAUGCACUGGGCGCAGGGCUCCGACCCCCGCGAGGACCCUGGGCCUGGCCCCGACCCACUGCUGCCUCGGCUCAUCCUGGAAACCCGCUUGGGGCGGGAGAGGCGCCUGGGCCCCUGCGGGUCCCCAACGGAGCGGUGGGAGCCAGAGGAUGAGGCAGAGGAGGCGCUGGAGCAGGACCUGGAGCUGAGCCUGGGGCCCGGCCUGGAUUUGCCUCCUGUCCCGGAUGCUGAGCGCGGGAGCCUGGGGGCAGGCCUGGAGGACACCGAGGACCUGGCCCGGCUGCGGUUGGUGUGUGACAGCUCCGUGCUGCUGUGCCUCAAGAAGAGGUUUCACCUGGAUCGAAUCUAUACCUUUGGAGGGCCCCUCCUACUUGCUCUGAACCCCUGCCGGCCCCUGCCUCUCUUCACGCCUGAGGUCCUGGCCAGCUACCGCUCUGGGAAGGCCUCUAGCAGCACCCCACACAUCUUUGGUAUCGCAGAAGCAGCCCAUAGCCUGUCUCACAGGACUGGGCAGGAAGCCUGCAUCCUUCUCAGCCUGGAUUCCUUAGCCCCUCCCUCCUGCAGUGGGCACAGUGGCUCAGGAAAGACGGAAGCUGCCAGAAAGAUCAUGCAGUUCCUCAGCAGCCCGGAGCAGGCGCAGAUGAGGGAUGGAGGCUGCCAGCUGGAGGACGUGCUGCUUAUGGUCAGCAGCUUUGGCCAUGCCAAGACCAUCCUCAAUCCCAACGCCAGCCGCUUUGGCCAGGUUUCAUGCCUCUACCUGCAGCAUGGAGUCAUCAUAGGUGCUUCCGUGUCACAUUAUCUGCUUGAGACCUCGAGGGUGGUAUUUCAGGCCCAGGCUGAGCGAAGCUUCCAUGUCUUUUACGAGCUGCUGGCAGGGCUGGACCCACAGGAGCGGGAGCAGCUCUCCCUGCAGGGACCCGAGACCUACUACUACCUCAACCAGGGCCGGGCCUGCAGGCUCCCGGGCAAGGAGGACGCCCAGGACUUCCAUGGGCUGGUGAAGGCCCUGCAGGCUCUGGGCUUGUGGCCCGAGGAGCUGGCCACAGUCUGGGCUGUGCUGGCCACCAUCCUGCAGCUGGGUAACAUCUGCUUCUCCUAUUCAGAGCGAGAGUCCCAGGAGGUGGCUGCCGUGUCCAGCUGGGCAGAGAUCCACACUGCAGCCCGGCUGCUGCGGGUGCCACCCGAGCGCCUAGAGGGUGCUGUCACCCAGAGGGUCCUGGAGACACCUUAUGGCCGGGUCUCACGAUCCCUGCCCGUGGAGAGCGCCAUCAAUGCCAGGGACGGCCUGGCCAAGGCCCUGUACUCGCGGCUCUUUGACUGGCUCCUGAGAAGAGCCAACACGAAGCUGGCAUCGCCUAGGGAAGGAGGCAGCGUGGGCACCAUCACUGUUGUGGACGUCUACGGCUUUGAGGCGCUGCAGGUGAACAGCCUGGAGCAGCUGUGCAGCAACCUGGCGAGUGAGCGCCUGCAGCACUUCUCCAGCCAGAUACUGCUGGCCCAGGAGGAGGAGGAGUGUCGGCAGGAGUUGCUGUCCUGGGUGCCCAUCCCCCAGACUCCGCAGGAGUCCUGCCUGGACCUCCUCGCAGACCAGCCCCACAGCCUCCUGAGUAUCCUGGAUGCCCAGACGUGGCUGCCCCAGGCCACGGACCACACCUUCCUCCAGAAGUGCCACUAUCACCAUGGCAACCACCAGUGCUACACCAAGCCCCAGCUGCCCCUGCCCAUCUUCACUGUGCGGCACUAUGCUGGGACCGUCACGUACCAGGUUCACAAGUUCUUAAACAGAAACCAGGAUCAUCUUGACCCUGCCGUGGUGGAAAUGCUUGACCAGAGCCAGCUCCAGCUGGUGGGCAGCCAGUUCCAGGAAGCAGAGCCCCAGCCCUGGGGAGGGCAAAGCAAAUCCACACUGGCUUCUCGCUUCCAGCAGUCCCUGGGGGACCUCAUAGCCCGGCUACGCAGGAGCCACAUCUAUUUCAUCCAGUGCCUCAACCCUAACCCUGGAAAGCUUCCAGGCCUCUUUGAUGUAGGACACAUGGCUGAGCAGCUGCGCCAGACGGGCACCCUGGAGGCUAUACGCAUCCGAAGCGCCACCUUCCCCGUGCGUGUGCCUUUCCAGGCCUUCCUGGCCAGGUUCCGGUCCCUGGGCUCAGAGAGGCAGGGAGAGCCCUCUGAGCAAGAAAGGUGUGGCGCCAUCCUGAGCCAGGUGCUGGGAGCUGAGUCACCCCUCUAUCACCUGGGAGGCACUAAGGUUCUGCUGCGGGAGCAGGGCUGGCAGCAGCUGGAACAGCACCAGGCCCAGCAGCGUGCCCAGGCCCUGCUCACCCUGCAUCGCAGCCUUAGAACCUGCAUCUCCCGUCAACGCCUCCGCCUCCUGCCUCGGAUACAGGCUCGUGUGUGCAGGCUUCAGGCCAGGAAGCAAUACCUCCGGCGGCAGGCAGCUCUGAUACAGCUGAACACCAUUCUGCUGGUGGCCCGGCCCCUCCUCUGGAGACGCCAGAGGCUACAGCUUGGGCACUGGUGUGGCUGGCACAGUGGUGGAGCCUCGGAGAAAGUACCAAACAUGGAGCUGGGGCGCUUGGAGAUUCCGGCUGAGCUGGCUGUCAUGCUGAAGACUGCGGAAGGCCGUCAGCCCGCCCUGGCAAAGAGCAUCACUGAGUCAAUGCCCCCAGAAGUCACUGCCCGGCCCAGACUGGCCCUCCCACCUGACAUCGACCAGUUCCCCUUCUCCAGCUUCAUCUCCAACAGCUUCCAGGAGCCCUCCCUGCCCCGCCCUGGGCAGCCCCUGGCCAAGCCCCUGACACGGCUGGAUGGCGAGAGCCCUCAGUUUGCCCUGGACAUCAACAAAGUGAUGCUGCGGCUCCUCGGGGACGCGUCCCUGCCAUCCUGGCAGGAACAGGCCAUGGGGGCGUACCUGGUGCGGCAGGGGCAGCAGCGGCCAGGGCUGAGGGAUGAGCUUUUCAGCCAGCUGGUGGCCCAGCUCUGGCAUAACCCGGACGAGCAGCAGAGCCAGCGUGGCUGGGCCCUCAUGGCCGUCCUGCUCAGCGCCUUCCCCCCCAUGCCCACCCUGCAGAAGCCACUGCUCAAAUUCGUGUCCGACCAGGCACCCAGUGGCAUGGCGGCCCUGUGCCAGCACAAGCUUCUAGGUGCCCUGGAGCAGACGCAGCUGGCCCCCGGGGCCACACGGGCCCACCCACCCACCCAGCUUGAGUGGACUGCCGGAUGGCGGCGGGGCCGCAUGGCACUGGAUGUCUUCACCUUCAAUGAGGAGUGCUACUCCGCGGAGGUGGAGUCCUGGACCACAGGGGAGCAGUUUGCAGGGUGGAUCCUGCAGAGCAGAGGUCUGGAGGUGCCCCCCCGCGGCUGGUCUGUAUCACUGCACUCCAGGGAGGCCUGGCAGGACCUGGCUGGCUGUGACUUCGUGCUGGACCUGAUCGGCCAGACUGAGGACCUGGGGGAUCCGGGUGGCCCUCGCAGCUUCCCCAUUGCCUCCCACAGCUACCCCAUCACCUCCCGCACCUCAGCCUCUGAAGACAUCCCCCCUGCCCCUGGCAUCCAGGCCCCCCAGCUGCCCCCGGGACCACCCCCAGAUCCAGCCCCAACACUGCCCAGCAGGAGCCACACAGGGCAGGCCCGGACAUCGGGGAGCCUGGAUGGCUUCCUGGACUACCUCUUUGAGCCAGUCCUCUCCCCUGGCCUCAGUGAUCUGGAGCAGAGCCGGGCACUUCGAGGCCGCAUAAAGGGAGGGGGCGCCAUUGGGCCCAUGCAGCAGGGUGGCUACCCCAUGGUGUACCCAGGGAUAAUCCAGAUGCCCGGAUACCAGCCUGCCAUGGUGCCUGCACCUGUACCCGUGAUGCCAGCGAUGGGUGCAGUCCCCGCCAUGCCAGCCAUGAUGGUGCCUCCACAGCCCCCACAGCCCGUGCUUCCCAGCUUGGAUGCCAGUCAGCUGGCAGUUCAGCAGCAGAACUUCAUCAAUCAGCAGGCGCUGAUCAUGGCCCAGCAGAUGACCACCCAGGCCAUGACCUUGACCCUGGAGCAGAUGCAGCAGCGGCAGCGCCAGACCCAGGCCUCCGGGGCUGCCUCCCCGGCUCCACCCCCAGCUACUACCCCCAAGCCCAGGAAGCCUCCUACCCCCCGGGAGGAGCCAGCACGUGACCUGGAGUCAGCAAGUGCCAGCUUGAGGGAACCCACCGAGGAGGCUCAGGACAGGCCCUGGCACCCCAAGAGCUUCCAGCAGAAACGGGACUACUUCCAGAAGAUGGGGCAGCAGCAGAUCAAGGUGAAGGUGGUGAAGCCUCCGGCCAAGGUCCAGAUCGCAAAGGCGGAGGAGCAGGAGGAGGAAGAAGAGGAGGAAGCCAGAGCAGCGUCUCCUCCAUCCCCUCCUCCUCCCCCAGUAGUGAGGAAGCCACUGAAACAAGGUGGGGCCAAAGCUGCGAAUGAGGCUGAGGCUGAGCCAGCUGAAGAAGCCGGGCCUGGCGGUGGCCAAGGACCAGCCGGGGGUAGGGGGCCUGUAGUGUGCAGUGCAAAUGAGGUUGAGGCUGAGCCAGAGCCCAGCCGGGAGAUCCGCAACAUCAUCCGCAUGUACCAGAGCCGCCCAGGGCCUGUGCCUGUACCCGUGCAGCCAUCCAGGCUUCCUAAAAGUUUUGUGAAGAAAAACGACCCCAAAGACGAGGCUCUGGCUAAGCUGGGGAUCAACGGUGCCUACUCGCCACCUUUGACGCAGCCCCCUAGCCUGGGGAAGGGCCCCCCGCCAGCUGUGGCCCCUCGACCCAAGGCCCCCAUCCAGCCAGGAACCUCCAGCUCCAUCAAGGAGAAGCAGGGCCCCCUUCGGGACCUGUUUGGCCAGACCCCACCCUCUCCCGGCGCACCCCCACCUCCGCCAGCACCCCCACUGCCUCUGCUCGGGGACCCAGAGACCCAUUCAGCUGAGCCCCGUGUCUUGAUAGAGCCCAUGAGUGACCAGGGGGUCUCCACCCAGCUGCUUGUGCCCUCGGGCAGUGUAUGCUUUUCCUACACUGGUGCGCCCUGGAAGCUGUUCCUACGAAAGGAGGUGUUCUACCCCCGGGAGAACUUCAGCCAUCCCUACUGCCUCCGGCUUCUCUGUGAGCAGAUUCUGCGGGACACCUUCACCGAGUCCUGCAUUCGGAUCUCCCAGAAGGAGAGGAGCAGAAUGAAGGACCUGCUGGGGGACUUGGAGGUGGGCCUAGACUCCAUCGCCUCCACUGAAGACAGCGUCAAGAAGCGCAUCGUGGUGGCAGCCCGGGACAACUGGGCCAAUUACUUCUCCCGAAUCUUCCCAGUCUCGGGUGAGAGUGGCAGUGAUGUCCAACUGCUGGGUGUGUCUCACCGGGGGUUGAGACUGCUCAAAGUGACUCAAGGCUCCAGCUUCCACCCUGACCAGCUCAAGACCCUCUGCUCGUACAGCUUUGCUGAGGUGCUGGGUGUGGAGUGCCGGGGCACCUCCACCCUGGAGCUGUCACUGAAGAGCGAGCAGCUGGUGCUGUACACGGUCCGGGCGGGCACCAUCAAGUCCAUGGUUGACCUGUACCUGAAUGAGCUAAAGAAGGACUCUGACUAUGUCAUCGCCCUGCGAAGCUACAUCACCGAUGACAGCAGCCUUCUCAGCUUCCACCGCGGGGACCUCAUUAAGCUGUUGCCUGUGGCCACUCUGGAGCCAGGCUGGCAGUUCGGCUCCUGCGGGGGCCGCUCUGGACUCUUCCCUGCAGACAUGGUGCAGCCGGCAGCUGCCCCUGACUUCUCGAUGAAGCAGCAGAGCAGCAGGCGCAGGAGUGCGGUGCAGCGUGGGGAGCCAGGGCUGGCUCCGGGGGCCGAGGCCUCAGAGUGCCCUGCCCAGCCCUGGAACCAGGCUCACAGCGAGGACUUGGAGGCCCCCAGCCUGCACCCCUCAGCAGGCUCUCUGUCCACCUACUCCCACAACUACAGUAUGCAGGAAUUCGCCCUGCGCUUCUUCCGGGAGCCCCGGACCUUGCUGCACUCAACAGAUGGAGAUGCCAAGGUAAAGGCCACGGACAGCCUGGUGCAGUACACCAAGGUGCCCAUUCAGGAAUCACUCAUCAGCUUCAGUGACGAGGACAAGAACAAGCAGGCUGUGGAAAGCUUCCGGGCUCUGAUGCAGUUCAUGGGUGACCAGUCCAAGCCCCGGGGCAAGGACGAGGUGGAGCUGCUUUAUGAGCUGUUGAAGCUGUGCCGGGAGGAGAGCCUCAGGGAUGAGAUUUACUGCCAAGUCAUCAAGCAGGUCACGGAACAUCCCCAGCCGGAACACUGCACUCGAGGCUGGAAGUUCCUCAGCCUGCUCACGGGCUUCUUCCCGCCAUCCACUACCCUGAUGCCCUACGUGACUAAGUUCCUGCAGGGUGCAGGCCUGAGCCAAGAGCUGGCCUGCAGCAGCCAAGAGCACCUCCAACGCACAGUCAAGUAUGGGGGGCGCCAACGACUACCCAUGCCUGGUGAAAUAAAGGCCUUCCUGAAAGGCCAGGAGGUCCACAUGCUUCUGAUUCACCUGCCGGGGGGCGUGGACUACAGGACCAACAUCCAGAUGUUCACAGUGGCCGCAGAAGUGCUGGAGGAGCUGUGCAGCCACAUGGGCGUCGCGGACCCCCAGGAGGUGCAGGAAUUCGCCCUCUUCCUCAUCAGAGGGGAAGGUGACCUGGUGCGGCCCCUUCGGCCCUUCGAGUACCUCAACAGUGUGAUGGUGGACCAGGACCUGAGCCUGCACAGCUGGCGGCUGGGCUGGGAGACACCACUACACUUUGACCAUCCCACCUACAUCUGCAUCCAUUACAGCCAGGUGCUGUGGGACUACCUCCAGGGGAAGCUGCUGGUCAGUGCCCAGGCAGAUGCCCAGCUCGCCCACCUGGCAGCCCUGCAGCACCUCAGCAGAAAUACCAAGGACCCACCUACAGAGCGAGACCUGCUGCUUUACGUGCCGAAGCAGCUGCAACGGCAGCUGAACAUGGCCACCAUAAAGCGCCUGAUGGACCAAGAGCUGAGGCAGCUGCAGCGACACAGCCUGCAGGACGCACAGAUCAGCUUCAUUGAGGCCGUGAGCCAGCUGCCCCUCUUUGGCUACACUGUGUACGUGGUGCUGCGUGUGAGCCAGCUGGCCCUGCCUGGGCCUGGCCUUCUGGGGCUCAAUCGCCAGCACCUUAUCCUCAUGGACUCCAGUUCCCAGAAACUGUACUGCUCUGUCGCCCUGCAUGAAAUCCAGCGGCUCCGCCUGCUGAGCCCCCGGGAGGAGGGUGGGGCCCCGGGCCUGGAGCUCAACUAUGGCUCGGUCCACAGCCCCCAAACCAUCUGGUUCGAGCUGCCGCAGGCCCAGGAGCUACAGCAGACGAUUGCCUUCCUGCUGGACAGCAGCACCAGCACACCUUACUAGAGUUGUGGCGGCUGCGGCCAGGGUCUCAUCCCAACGCUCUCCCCUGCUGCUACUGCUACUGGGCCAUGCUGGU